CUGGAUUCCUUGCAGAAAGAAAGUGUGCCUGGAAGCCCUAUCAGCUUUCUUCUGCAAUGAAGACCUGGCUCCUACUCGUGCUGGCAGGCGUGGCCUGUAUCUUGGUAGCUGGAGCUUUAGCUGAUGACGAUGACAGUAAGGAUGACACUAAGGACGACAGCAGAGGCAACAAUGAUGAUGGCGACAACGAUGACAAGGAUGACAAAAGUGACAAUUAUACUUUAGCCGAUGAUGACGACAGUAAGGAUGACACUAAGGAUGACAGCAAGGAAAACAGCAAGGACGACAGCAGAGGCAACAAUGAUGAUGGCGACAAUGAUGACAAGGAUGACAAAAGUGACAAUGAUUAUCUCAAGAUAAAAACAAAGGAAAAAUGCAUAAAAGUUGGCAACAAAAAUCUGUGUCGUCCAGCAUAACAGACCUACUACAAUAACUGGCUACAUACUUUAAGAGAUUCUGAGGGGAAAAGAG
Molecule: messenger RNA, 471 nt
Organism: Sphaerodactylus townsendi
Lineage: Eukaryota; Metazoa; Chordata; Lepidosauria; Squamata; Sphaerodactylidae
Product: prostatic spermine-binding protein-like
Exons: 5
Coding region: 57-416 (119 amino acids)
Source: RefSeq, a predicted model, not a curated record